AUGUCGUUCGGCGGACAGACACCGACGAUCGUCGUCCUCAGAGAGGGCACCGAUACGUCGCAAGGCAAGGGGCAGAUCAUCUCCAACAUCAACGCAUGCAUGGCCGUGCAGGCCACCAUCAAGUCGACACUCGGUCCGUACGGUGGUGACCUGCUCAUGGUGGAUGAGAAUGGCCGGCAGACCAUCACCAACGACGGUGCGACGGUCAUGAAGCUCCUCGACAUUAUCCACCCGGCCGCCCGCAUUCUCGUCGAUAUUGCCCGCUCGCAAGAUGCCGAGGUGGGCGACGGCACCACCUCGGUCGUCGUCCUCGCCGGCGAGAUCCUCAAGGAGGUCAAGGAGCACGUCGAGUCGGGCGUCAGCGCACAGGUCAUCAUCAAGGGCCUGCGGCGGGCGUCGCAGAUGGCCGUCAACAAGGUCAAGGAGAUUGCCGUCAGCACCGACGAGGGCAACCGCCGCGAGACGCUCACCAAGUUGGCCGCCACCGCCAUGACGAGCAAGCUGAUCAAGCGCAACACGGACUUCUUCACAAAGAUGGUCGUCGACGCCGUCCUCUCCCUCGACCAGGACGACCUGAACGAGAAGCUCAUUGGCGUCAAGAAGAUCCCCGGCGGUUCCCUGACCGAUUCCCAGUUUGUCAACGGCGUGGCCUUCAAAAAGACCUUUGCCUACGCCGGCUUCGAGCAGCAGCCCAAGAGCUUCCAGGACCCCAAGAUUGUCUGCCUCAACGUCGAGCUCGAGCUCAAGGCCGAGAAGGACAAUGCUGAGGUCCGCGUCGAGCAGGUGUCAGAGUAUCAGGCCAUUGUCGAUGCCGAGUGGCAGAUUAUCUACAAGAAGCUCGAGGCGAUCUACAAGACGGGCGCCAAGGUGGUCCUCAGCAAGCUGCCCAUUGGCGACCUGGCCACGCAGUACUUUGCCGACCGCGACAUCUUCUGCGCCGGCCGCGUCGCCUCGGACGACAUGGAGCGCGUCGUGCAGGCCACGGGGGCCGUCACCCAGUCGACGUGCUCCGACAUUCUGCCCGACCACCUGGGCACCUGCGGCCACUUUGAGGAGAGGCAGAUGGGCGGUGAGCGGUUCAACUUCUUCGAGGCGUGCCCCGAGGCCAAGACGUGCACGCUCAUUCUACGCGGCGGCGCCGAGCAGUUCAUCGCAGAGGUGGACCGCUCGCUGCACGACGCCAUUAUGAUUGUCAAGCGCGCCAUCAAGAACAACACAAUUGUCGGCGGCGGCGGCGCGGCCGAGAUGGAGGUGUCGGCGUACCUGCACAGCUUCGCGGACAAGAACAUCCCCCACAAGCAGCAGGCCAUCAUCAAGUCCUUUGCGCGCGCGCUCGAGGUGGUGCCCCGCCAGCUCUGCGACAAUGCGGGCUUUGACUCGACCGACAUUCUCAACAAGCUCCGCGUCGAGCACCGCAAGGGCAAGACGUGGGCCGGCGUGGACUUUCAGGAGGAGGGUGUCGCUGACAUGAUGGAGCGGUUCGUCUGGGAGCCGGCCCUCGUCAAGGUCAACGCCAUCCAGGCCGCCACCGAGGCGAGCUGCCUCAUUCUGGGCGUCGAUGAGACGGUCCGCAACGAGGAGAGCCAGAAGCCCCAAGCGCCAGGGCAAAUGCCGCCGGGUGCGGCCCAACGAGCGGUGCGCGGACGCGGCCGUGGCAUGCCGAGGAGGUAA
This is a messenger RNA of Emericellopsis cladophorae, 1671 nucleotides long. RefSeq lists its product as uncharacterized. Gene Ontology annotation, biological process: protein folding. The coding region runs from base 1 to 1671 and encodes 556 amino acids. NCBI's taxonomy places the organism in Eukaryota, Fungi, Ascomycota, Sordariomycetes, Hypocreales, Bionectriaceae. The record is from RefSeq and is a predicted model, not a curated record. The transcript is spliced from 2 exons. Gene Ontology annotation, cellular component: chaperonin-containing T-complex. Gene Ontology annotation, molecular function: ATP-dependent protein folding chaperone; ATP binding; ATP hydrolysis activity.